AUGGGUACCAACAUCCCCCAGGUACAAUCAUCUCCCGGGUACCAGCAUCCCCUGGAUAUCAGCAUCCUCAGGUACCAACAUCCCCCAGGUGCCAACAUCACCUGUUUACCAGCAUCUCCUGGGUACCAGCAUCCCCCAGGUGCCAACAUCACCCCGGGGAGCAGCAUCCCUUUGCCAGGGAGUGGGGCCGUGGGUCCAACCAACACCCGCACACCCGGGGGUGCCGUGAAACGCGAGGGCAAAAACGUCACGAACUAUUUUUCUCCCCUUUUCCGGCAUUUUCUGUGCCCAGCGGAGGGCGCGCCGAGACCGGGGAGCGAGGUAUCCCAGGAGAGCCUUCUCCUGCACGGCCCCUUCGCCCGGAAACCCAAGCGCAUCCGCACGGCCUUCUCCCCGUCACAGCUCCUGCGGCUGGAACGGGCCUUCGAGAAGAACCACUACGUGGUGGGCGCCGAGAGGAAGCAGCUGGCCAGCAGCCUCAGCCUCUCCGAGACCCAGGUGAAAGUGUGGUUCCAGAACAGGCGGACGAAAUACAAACGGCAGAAGCUGGAGGAGGAAGGCCCCGACUCGGACCAGAAGAAGAAAGGCUCCCACCACAUCAACCGAUGGCGCCUCGCCACCAAGCAGUCGAGCGGAGAAGACAUCGACGUCACCUCCAACGACUAAGGCAGGGACAGGCUCCUGGUGCAGCCA
Messenger RNA from Manacus vitellinus (golden-collared manakin), 693 nucleotides. Its product is annotated as homeobox protein EMX1-like. The transcript is spliced from 3 exons. Lineage: Eukaryota; Metazoa; Chordata; Aves; Passeriformes; Pipridae. The record is from RefSeq and is a predicted model, not a curated record. The coding region runs from base 1 to 666 and encodes 221 amino acids. Gene Ontology annotation, molecular function: DNA-binding transcription factor activity, RNA polymerase II-specific; DNA binding. Gene Ontology annotation, biological process: regulation of DNA-templated transcription; central nervous system development; neuron differentiation.